AUGGCUGAAAUAGGCCGCAACUUUAUCAGUCCUCUUCCCUGCCCGGCACAUACCAAUCGGCCCCCAGAAUCCACCCCCGAAGAACACUGGAAGCACCUCCCGCCAUAUGAGGUGCAACCUGGGGAGCCAUUCAGUCCAAUCAAGUGGCGUGGGAAAUGCCUAUGUGGAAAGAUCACCUAUCUUUUGAAGCGAGAGAAACCAGUUAAUGCCAAAUACUGUCAUUGUCGUGUGUGCCAGGUGACCCACGGAGCUCCUCUUCAGUGGGCGGCGAUUUUCCACAAGCACGAGGUGUCAUUCACCAGUGGCGCAAGCGGUCUGGUAUUUUAUUCUUCGACACAUGAAAAUCAGAAACAUAUGUUGCCUACCAAGGCGUCCUGUGCCAAUUGCCGGACACCUAUCAUGGAUGAAGGCCGGAAUAUGUGUUUGAUCUUCCCUCAAUUGAUUGAGAUCGAGGGGUCUAGUGAAGAGCAAAGAGAGAGGAGGGAGGCUUUUAAACCGAAAUGUCAUAUCUUUUACGAGUCACGCAUGCUGGACUUUCCCGAUGGUCUCCCUAAGUGGAGCGGAAUGGAGAAUUCCAGUGAUCGGAUGGACGACGAAGGUAACCGGAUUGGAACUGGGUCAUGA
This is a messenger RNA of Penicillium vulpinum, 624 nucleotides long. RefSeq names its product GFA family protein. Gene Ontology annotation, molecular function: carbon-sulfur lyase activity. The record is from RefSeq and is a predicted model, not a curated record. The transcript is spliced from 2 exons. NCBI's taxonomy places the organism in Eukaryota, Fungi, Ascomycota, Eurotiomycetes, Eurotiales, Aspergillaceae. The coding region runs from base 1 to 624 and encodes 207 amino acids.